Molecule: messenger RNA, 9021 nt
Organism: Porites evermanni
Lineage: Eukaryota; Metazoa; Cnidaria; Anthozoa; Scleractinia; Poritidae
Source: the annotation of a GenBank genome assembly
AUGGCGGCAAAGGUUGAGCUUGGAAGUUGCAACUUUCUAAGAUCGAACGCCAAUUAUUUACAUCAAAGUCUUCAAAUAUACGAACAAAAGGACCCAAAUGUACAACAAUACAGGCUAUUCUGGACUGAUGGACAAAACGUAUGGAUACUGCCUGUGAAUUUCCAAUCUAACGGAAAAGAAACUUCAUGUACUACUACUUCAGCACACGAGCCAUCUUUAGUUGGAGAAUUUGACGGCUUUGUGUUAGGCGUCUCGUGUAGUGCAUUUACAUGGGGAUCCAAUGGAUGUUUUAUUUCAGUUAUUUUGAAAGAAAAGGUCGUUGUUUUGUUCAGGCAACCUGGGAAAACUGUGGUCAAGGUCGUGAAAGAGUACUCUACAGUAUCUGUUCCUCAAUGCUGCGAGUGGCAUCCCUAUCAUCCAAUCUUAGCUGUGCUGUGCAAGACUUCAGCAAUGCUUUUAUGUUUUUCAGAAGAACUAGAUUGCAUCGUGGUUCCAGUCCAAACUUCUGACAGGUGGUUAACAUUUAACAUUACCAUUGAUCAAAUUACUGCUGCAUAAACUUACAUUGUAAAGAUCUAUAAUCCUAAGUUUGUUUAUUUAGACGGUAAGAAUUCCCCUUUAACUGAGUGAAAAAAUCCCAAAAUGUUCUACAUUUGAUUAUGAACUAACUUUUAGCCCUAAAGCUCUGUUAGAGGAAGAAAGGAAAAAAGAACUUCUUUUCCUUUUUUCCUUUACAUGUUUAAAAAUAGGAAAGGUGUAUUCUGGUCCCGGGGCGGUGGUGGUGGGGGGCAGGGGUACUACCAUAUAUGGGCUAUAUAGGUAUGUACCGCUGUAAAGGGUAUUGUUUUCAAGCAGUUUACUCUAGGAUAGGGUAUAUAAAACUGAUCGGUUGGUUGAAAAUGUUAUCUAGACUAGGGAUUGUGGUAUAAGGUUUUGUUUUGGCUAGACUGUGCUAGUGACCGCAGUAGUUUCUGGAAAACAGGAUAUGGGGGAUUUGGGGAGUUUACUCUAGUAUAGGGUAGCAAAAUUCAGCUGAAUUAGCUCUGGUAUACAAGGCUGUGCCCUAACGAAAAUUGAAGGGAGCCCAGUGCUCUGAAACUGUAAAAUCCAGGGUGCCCAGCAUAAGAUUUGUAUGAAAAAUUUGAGAUUUUCUAGUCGCCCGAGGGUAAAAGUUAGGCACCAGGGGCCACCGGGCUCUGCUAGAGCACAGCCCUGGUAUAGGUUAAGGGUUCCAGGGUCCCAGGAGCACAUCCCCACCCACAAAUUCUUAAAGUACCCUCCCCUGCCCCUGGAAAUCUGGUCAGCUUGCAAAGAAAGUACUGUCCGAUAGCCCAGAGCAAGUGGAUUUUGCUAUCGGGCUAGUGAAUUCUGUUCUUAACUUGCCUGAUGGGCAAGUGAAGUAUUUUGAGGAAUUCAACGUACGGAAGAAGUGUGAAAUCAAUAAUUAGAAUUAUGCUGCUCAUCAAAAAAUUUUGGGGGCUAGUUGAAAUGACAUUUGGGCUAGUAAAUGCUAGCUUCAGCUUGCCUGACUGGCAAGCUGUAAAAUGACUUUCUUUGCACCCUGAAUCUGGUAUUGCUUUAUACAAGGAUAGGGUACUAAGAUCUUAAUUUCAUUAGUGCUGUAUUUAACAAUUAUUCUUAGAAAUCAAGGUGAAUAUCGGCAGAAUGCAGCAAGGUAAAUAUUCCUAAAGCCACUAUUCACCAAGAUUGAAACAGUAAUAUCAAUAAUGUCACACUUUCUGUCCUGUUUGUUUACAACCACAAUAUCUGGUCUUCCAGCUUUUAUUAUCAUUAUUAUUAUUAUUAUCUCUUUUAUCACAGUCUUUGCUGGUGUUCUUUUUGUGCAUCAGCCGGGCGCAAACCAUGCACCUAGAGUGUCAUUCACUCAAGUCAAUCAUUCUGUUCAUACACUGAGCACCUUUCUGAGGAUUCGCGCGGAUCCCAGCAUGCAGAUCUUUUGAAUCUCUCUAGUAGUAGCUCUCUCUGAUACUUUCUUGAUGUUUUCUACCAUACCCUUCUUCACUGUGCGUACAUUUUGUAAAACUGCGAUUGCUCAUAACAUCAAGUUGACAACACUUGAAGCAGAACUACAGGUACAUUUAUGUAACCAAGCAACCUAACUUAAGUUAAUUCAUUUCAGAAUUUUACAGACUUGUUCUUGGAGUAAUGAUGGCAGAAGUCUUGCGGUAGCAGUAGAGGAAAGUUUAUGCAUUUUUACAUGGACAGAAUUAAGGGAACCUAAACAGUUUUCCUUUGUUCAGUGGAAUAGUCUGGAGCUGACAGGGAAGAUAAAAUGCAUUGUCACAUGGCAAUCUUCAUCUUUUAUAGUUGCUACAGAACUUCCUUUGGACAAGCUUUGUGGUAUUAAUAAAACUGAGAGAGACUUUUUUGAGGUUGAAAAUGAAAGCCAAAGUUAUCAAAAUGGACCAGACUCCUUCGAUAAGAGCUUGGAUGAUGCUGAACAUCCAGUUCUCGUGCAAAAAACAAAUCAUGAGCUACCUUCUCUGUUAAAGUUGAAGCCAAGAAAGCAUGAGCUAGAACAACCAGUAGCUUUGGCUCAAGUUAUUGCCAUUUGUUGUGAGGGUCCCAAGCCACAUGAGAUGUGCAGAACAAGUAUCCAAGGACUUAUUUCACCUGAGUUGCUCUUGUUUCAGGUUUGUACAGGGUUGUCAGUAAGAUUUCAAGUUGCCGGGUAAAUACAACAAGUAGGAGGGGACUCAAACAGCUAGGGAUUUGGUUUGGUUCUAUUUUUCUUCUAUUUUCCUAUGAAAGUAGCCGGGGAUCACUCUCAUAGUAGCCGGGGGGAAAUCCCCGGCCCCCACCUCUUAAUGACAGCCGGGGGUUUGUAUCUAAAACAAAAUAAAUUAAUUUAUUGUUUUCCUAUUUAAAAUUGUAAUACCGUACUGAUGUCUCUUCAAUGUGCAAUGAAGGUCUGUUUUACAGCUUGCUUGAGCUAGCAUUUACUAGCCAAAGAGUCAUUUUACUUUUAAAACUCUCUGUUUCAGUAGCCUUUCCUCUGAUGCCUGGCCGCUCUGUGGCCCAGCGACGCUGAAUGUUGGUUGAUCAUUAGUCUGGUCUGGACUAGCAUGGCGAGUAAUGAAUGAUCUGUUUGUUACCUGAAAAUUACAAGGAAAAAAGAUUAUACGAGCUGCCUCACUUCAAAUGAUUCAAUAAACAGUGUUAAAUGAGAAUUUAAGAAUAUAUUUUAAAACAGAUGGAAAUGCCAAUUUUCCGCUUUGAAGCCGGUAGAUGGACCUGUGUCUAAACGGUAGGAGAACGUCUAUAAAAAAUGCCAACAUGGACAGAACCACUCCCCCCCCCCCCCCCCCCCCCCCCCCGCAAAAAAUUUAUAUAUACAUUUAUUAUUUAUUCAUGACCAGCAGGAUUGUUUACAGCUUGUCAGUCUGUAGUUUGAAUUCUCCCAGUCAGAUAAGUUGAGAACAGAGUUCCCUAGCCCAAUAGCAAAAUCCACUAGCCCCAGACUAUUAGCCUGUGUACAGACAUCCCCCUCCCUCAGGAAAAAUCGGGAGAGGGGAUGUCUGUGAAUCGCCGAUGAUAAUCGUGUUCCCGUUUCCCCGGAAUGUUGGGGACAGCCUCUGAUUGGUUGUAAUGUUAAUGCCAUGAUGCAAAUAAUUUCUGGUGUUGUGAUUGGUGAAUGAACCUCAGAGUAGAUUCCCCGGGGAAAAACUCAGCCUUUGUGGACAUUCAUAUUUGUUUACCGGUAUUUGAAUUUUGGCUCUCUCGAAAAGGCAUGAGAAGUUAAGACCACCGAUGUUUGCUGCACUGGUUGCAGGUGCGUCUGUCUGUACUGGUCGGUAUUGUAAAUAAAAGAGAAGGCAUACAAAAUCCAACCUUAACAGCCAAGGCAGGUCAAGCUUACCAAGAAAAGAUUCUAUUACUGAAUUGAUUAUUUGAAAAAAUGAAUCCGUUCGUCGUUCCCGUAACUGGUGUCAAAUUUAAAUCGGCAUUCCUGUAUGCCGAAUGAACAGUAAAUAUUUUAAGAGAACUUCUCUGCAGUUGGUCAGAUUGAAAAUCUUUGAAUGGAUUAAAUGUCUUAGAUGACAUUUACAUCAAAUUCAGGGAAACUGAGCUGGUAGAAAUUUCGUAACUGAAUCGCGUGUGAAUUCACGGCUCAUGCAAGAAUGCACACAGAGAUGAAUCUGAAAUCUACAACUACCAACGGUUCAACUUUCGAAUAAUAAAUGUAUCUUAGGGAGGUACGCUUGACCUGACUUGACUGUAGCCAGAGAUUGUUAUAUUUGAUUUUUGGGUGGACAUUGCGUGAAGAUGUUCGGCUAGCCUGUGCACAGACCGGUCUCGAUAAAAAGCUGGAUGUACACGGAAAAGUUGACAGUCGCUUUCUUGUUUUUUUAUUAAAUACGUUUACAUAUGGCCUUGUGCUAAUUGCUGCCGCUAAGUGUCUGCUCUCCUCUCCCGAUUUUUCCUGAGGGGACGUCUGUACACAGGCUACAGACUAUCAGACAUAACGUUUUUUUGCAGGCUGCUAUAUUUCAGAGAGUAAAUUAGAGGUCUAAUGGUUAUUUGAGUUUAUACUGUCUUAUUGCCAGCCUGUACCUUCAAGUGACCACCUCUCUUAACCUUUGUAACUCCCAAGAGUGACCAACAGCAAUUUUCUUGUAAUUUUAUCAUUCCAUAUUCAAGAGAAAAGGUUGUGAGAACUAAGAAAAUGAUCAUCUAAGGGAAAUUGCUUUGAUCUUUUAUCAGUUUUUCAUUUAGGGAGCAAGGGUGGCAUAGUGGUGAGAGCAUUCGCCUCCCACAAAUGUGACCCAGGUUCAAAUCCUUGCAUCAAUGUCAUACGUAGGUUGAGCUUGUCGUUGGUGAUCAGGCUAUCAGAGUUGACUCGAGUGGUGUAAUGAUUAAUCGAAUUCUCAGUUAAUUGUGAUUAUGAACAUUUGGUUCGAUUCACUAUUCUUUGCUUCCACGUUUUGAUUUUGGUUCAAUUUUUGCACACCUUUCCCAGGGUGUCCUCAGUGAGUUAUUAUAAUUGUAAAAUCAGAAUCCAGAACUCUUUAAAAUGUGUCUUUUUGAUUGACAAGCAAAAACGAUAGCGGUUCAUGUGCCAUUUUGUUUUGCCUGGUAAAAAUGCUGUCGUUCAACCACCCCUUGAGAAUUUCCAAAUAAGGCAAACCAUGUGCGACACACUUUUUGUCAGGUUCUUAAUAAAUGACCAAGUGACUAUGAAUCCUCCUGUCCUUGUUACUAUUCUCAAAUUGAGGGUUUUAGGGUUGCAUGUUAUUUACAUAUUGUGUUAUGUUAUGAGAAGUAAGGAACAUAAUCGAAUCAAAAUACUCGAAAUCAAAUCGAAUCUUUACAUGCCUUGUUGACUCCCCUCUUCUAAAGAACAAACAUUUUCAAAUUCUAAUUCCACCAAGAAUCUUUUAGACAAAGAGCCACUAUGUAAAUGUGCUAUCCCUACCUCUUGUUACUUUUAUUAUUUAUGAUUUUUAUGGAAAUGUAUAAGAUCAGUCUGGAGAAUAGCCUCCCUGCAGACGUCCUUUGGGGUUUGUUCGUCACGCGUUCAUUUCACCCCUACAGGGCAGAAAUGAAUGCAUGACAAACAAACCUCAAAGGACGUCUGCGGGAAAAGACACCUUGAGAGGCUAUCUGGAGAAUUUGUAAGAGGAUAUUGGGACUUUAAGGGUUAAGCAAGAGUAGGUAAAGGUAUACAUAUUGACAAAAUGCUUUUUCUUCUUUUCUCUCAAACAGCCACUGACAAAAUCUGUUGUUGUAGGAAGUCAUUGCUGCAGCAAGCUUCACUGCUAUUCUCUUCAGACAUCCACUCUGACUGGUAAAACUGAGUUUCAGGUUCAAAAGGAGGUGUUAGAACUGGAUCCUAACCAUAAACCUAAAGGAAUAUGCACAAUUCCUGGAGAUGGACAAAGCUUUCUUUGUUUACUUGGGAAAUCAAAAGAACCAGUUAACCUGACUGCUUUUCCGCCAUCCACGAAUACUGACCAAUAUGAUGUUACCCUAAAGUGUUUCACUACAGUUCCUUCUAAGGACAGUGUGAAGAAAUCUGAGGGAACCUUUGAUCAGCAAGAAAACAAUGAUCAGUCCAGUGAAGAUUCACCAUCUUUGAGGCUUCCUGACAGAAGUGUUUUUAACGGAUUAAUUAAAGUGGUGGAAAAUGAGAAUGCAUCUUUGAUCUCUGAACUGAAACCUUCUCAUGGUAAUGGAGAAAUCAGUGACAACUCAAAAGAUGUUAUUAAAGGUACGACUGUUAUACUGUUAUACACACAAUGUACUGUGACUUUUUGAUUUAUCUCAAAAUUGCAUGUAGUUUUGCAUGUUACCUUGAGGGCAUAAUAUUUUUUGUCCAAAAUGUUUUGUUAUUUGGACCUCUCAAUGGAGAUGCUUUUCUUUCUUUUACACUACUGUACAUUGUAAAUAAAUUAUUUACUGCCUUUCUUUUUCAAAGAGUAAGUCUUGUCUGUGUUUGUUGUAUUGUAAAAGGCCACAAUCCCAUACAACUCUAGGUCACAGUUUUGCCUACAAAUUUUAUUUUGUUUUGCAGAAGACCUCAGCAGUUGUUUGAAACAAAUUAAAGAGUUAAGAUCAACUAUGAUGAGUACACUUUCAGAGAUAACUGCAAAUGUUGCUGCACUUGAAAAGAGAAUUAUUGAAAUGACAUCAAAUAAUAUGGAUGAAAAACACAAGUGCCCCUUGUAUCCGUUACAAGAUGCUGCAGGUACAGAUAUUUUAUUCUAGUUCUCUCUUCUUGAACUCAAUGGAAACGCUUUCCUCUCAGAGAAAAUUAUUGCAAGUCAUUAUUACAUGUUGUGUCAGUUCUGUCUGGCUCCUUUUUACCUGUGAUCAUACUUCAAUGAAUCACACAUCUGCAUGCUAUGAAUUGCCGGUCAUUUUUGGGUUCCUCCACUCCUUGAUCAGCCUGGGCCAGGCUCUCCAGUGGGGACAAGAGGUAAAAAAAAUCGGCGAGCAGGGAAAAUAGUUGCUGCUAUGGUUUUGCUCAUCUUUAAGCAAGGCUGUGCUCUAAGGAAAAUUGAAGGGAGCCCAGUGCUCUGAAACUGUAAAAUCUAGGGUGCCCUGCACACGAUUUGUGUGAAAAAUCUGAGAUUUUCUAGUUGCCCGAGUGCAAAAGUUAGGCGCCAGGGGCCACCUGGCUCUGCUAGAGAACAGCCCUGUUUGAGCCAAGGAAUACGCAAAGAGUCUCGUAAAGAAAUUUGUAAAUUGCUUGCACGAAAUACAUGCUGGAAAUCCGUCCUUUUCUGGGUAUUAAAAAGCAUGAUAUUUCGUCUGUCAACAACAGAGUGAAUCUGUCAACAUUGUUGCAUUAGACUUAUCAGAGCAUGAUACCAGAAUCUGGUAUCAUGGAAUGGCAGCAUUAAAGGUACAUGUAUGUCUCCAGGCUCUGUCGCCCUUUCCCCCUCCCCAGUCCACCACUCAGUUCCCUUCACUCGCUGACUUUUGCUGUUUCACCCCAUUUUUCUUUCCCCCCCCUAGUACAGAGCCUGGUUCCAGGCUACUCCUUUAACCUUUAUUCAAAAGCGUGCUUUUAUUUCUGAAUGAGCUGAAUAUCAUUUGCAGCCAAACAAAGUUGAAUGACAUUGCGCAUGAGGAGGCCAUUAUUAUUUUGUAGGCAGUUAUUUGAAGGUCAUGUGAUGAGCUCUCAGCCAAUGAAAAUGAAGAAAAAUUUGCAACAAAUGAUAACAACAUUAUUCAUUGUGCAAGUGAAAACAUUUUUAGACUAGUACCCUCCAGUUACAAUGUAAAUGAAAGGAUUAUGUCAACUCUGACAUCUUUAUUUACAGUACUUAGUUGUGUUUCCCACCAGAAUUUGUCUGUGUGAUGUGGACAGAUGAACUAACUGGGGCAGUGGAGCAAGAGAAUUUCCUUCUUGACAAGGGGCGACUAAAACUUAAGACUGUCAAGCAAGCCUUUAAUGCUUCUCUGGUGCGGAUAUCUAUUGGUAAGUGAAAGAGGACAAUGGGAUAUUUUCAAUCUUGUACCAACAUUUUUCCACCUCGUGAGGAUAAUCUACCAUUUUUCUACAUUUUGUAAUACAGAGUAGGACUUAGCCCAGAGGAAUUGAAUUUUAAGAUGAGUCAAGUGCAAGUGUAGGUGCGACUAUAAAGGAAUUUUCAGGUGGAGAUGUGCCCAAAAUCCCUUCCUUUCCUAGAGCUGCUAUUUUUCAGAAACUUCUUAAGUUGUUGCUUUCUUUGUUAUUAAAAUGAGUUGUGGGUAAAUUUAGAUUUGAUUAUUUUUUUAUUCCCAGUUUCCCUAGUCUAAAAAUCUUCAACCAACUGAACAGUUCCGUGGAACAAGAUACCUUAUUCUAGACCCAAACUUUCUGAUUUCUGACUAAGCUGACUAUUGUCUAUUCCAGAUGAAGCUGCUUGAAAACCAUACCAUACACAGUGGCACACACAUGAGGGUGGUGAAUAGGGGUAUGCAAAUCCACCGAUUCGUUAUGAUUUAUUAACCAAAUCUGCUGUUAAAAUUUUGCCUGAAUCUGAAAUCUGGGCAAAAUUACUUUUAUUACACACACAGUCCAAAAUCUGGGCCCAAAAAUGGAUGAAUCUGCAAUCCGCUGCAAUUGCAGGAUGCAGAAAUCCAUUAAAACCUUGCUUUGAAUCCGAAAUCCGGGCAAAAAUAUUUCCAAAAUCUGCUGAUCCAUUUGCCUAUUCACCCCCCUCAUACAUGCAGCUACGUAGCCUCAGGUGUCUAGGGCUGGAGUUUGAGUUACAUGGCCUUUAGUUACACCAGACCUUCACAUCAGUAAAUUAAACCCUUCACAGUUUGGAUUCCUUUUCACAUGUAGGUGAUCUACAUGUACUACUGACAGCUUGAUCCAAGCUACAUUUGAGCAUAGUUUAAAUAACAGUUUCUUGAUUAAAACCUGUUUUUCAUGUUGCAGGUAAUGUUGCUUGUAUUGUUUCAUCUGGAGAGGGUGGCUUUAUCCCCAUGAGAUUUGUAAAGGGCUCUACCGUUCAAAUGUCUGGACAUUCAAAACAUCAGUACAGCAGCAAAAGCCAAUCUUAG